CAGGAAGUGCAGCUACAAAGUCAAACAAAAUGCUGUCUGCCAGCAGCAUUACAUUUAGCUGAACAAUGUGGUACUCGGUGUUACAAAAAUCAUAUCUACAUACCUCUGUACAUCUCCUAAAAAAGGCUGCGUAUAAUCUGAAAGGAAAGAGUACUGCUGAUCAGCGUUGGAUAGUUCGGCAGCUUAAUGACCCUUUUGUGAAGGCUGCCCAUGUGCACAACUACCGGUGUAGAAGCGCCUUCAAACUGCUGGAGAUUGAUGACAAAUACAAACUUUUAAAACCUGGAUUCAACGUAAUAGAUUGUGGUGCUGCACCAGGUGCUUGGAGCCAGAUAGCUGUUCACAGGGUCAACUCAACUGGGGCUAGUGAGUGCAUCUUGUAUUUACCCAACUGACAGAUUAACACAUGACAUGCUGUUAUAAUUAACCUACCAGCCAGGCCAAAUAUAUAUUUUCCUGCAUCUGACAUUGUUCUGUCUGCCAUGUUUAUUUGUAUUAUUUAUUUAACCUUUAUUUUAUCAGGGAGUCAUACUGAGAUGUUAGGUACAGUGGGACGUUUUGUAAAAGUGCUUUAUAAAUGAAAACAUAGCAAUGUAUCAACCUACGUGACAACAGAGGGCCAACCAACAUUCUGAUAAAGAAUGCAGUGAUGAGUACUAAAAUUGUCGCCCGUAAUAAAACAGUACGCUAUGAUAAACUGUAUCUUUAAUCUUUAAACGGCUUUAAAGAAGUGGCAACUGCGUUCAUAUACAGUGCCUUGCAAAAGUAUACAUCCCCCUUGGCAUUUUUCCUAUUUUGUUGCAUUACAACCUGUAAUUUAAAUCGACUUUUAUUUGGAUUUCAUGUAAUGGACAUACACAAAAUAGUCCAAAUUGGUGAGGUGAAAUGAAAAAAAUAACCUGUUUCAAAAAAAUAAAUAACGGAAAGCUGGUGCGUGCAUAUGUAUUCACCCCCUUUGCUAUGAAGCCCCUAAAUAAGAUCUGGUGCAACCAAUUACCUUCAGAAGUCACAUAAUUAGUUAAAUAAAGUCCACCUGUGUACAAUCUAAGUGUCAAAUGAUCUGUCACAUGAUCUCAGUAUAUAUACACCUGUUCUGAAAGGCCCAGAGUCUGCAACACCACUAAGCAAGGGGCACCUUCAAGCAAGCGGCACCAUGAAGACCAGGGAGCUCUCCAAACAGGUCAGGGACAAAGUUGUGGAGAAGUACAGAUCAGGGUUGGGUUAUAAAAAAAUAUCUGAAACUUUGAACAUCCCACGGAGCACCAUUAAAUCCAUUAUUAAAAAAUUGAAAGAAUAUGGCACCACAACAAACCUGCCAAGAGAGGGCCGCCCACCAAAACUCACAGACCAGGCAAGGAGGGCAUUAAUCAGAGAGGCAACAAGCCUGAAGGAGCUGCAAAGCUCCACAGCAGAGAUAGGAGUAUCUUUCCAUAGGACCACUUUAAGCCGUACACCACCGGUCAAAAGUUUUAGAACACAUUCAAGGGUUUUUCUUUAUUUUUACUAUUUUCUACGUUGUAGAAUAAUAGUGAAGACAUCAAAACUAUAAAAUAACACAUAUGGAAUCAUGUAGUAACCAAAAAAGUGUUAAACAAAUCAAAAUAUAUAUUAUAUUUGAGAUUCUUCAAAUAGCCACCCUUUGCCUUGAUGACAGCUUUGCACACUCUUGGCAUUCUCUCAACUAGCUUCAUGAGGUAGUCACCUGGAAUGCAUUUCAAUUAACAGGUGUGCCUUCUUAAAAGUUUAUUUGUGGAAUUUCUUUCCUCCUUAAUGCGUUUGAGCCAAUCAGUUGUGUUGUGACAAGGUAGGGGGGGUAUACAGAAGAUAGCCCUAUUUGGUAAAAGACCAAGUCCAUAUUAUGGCAAGAACAGCUUAAAUAGGCAAAGAGAAACGACAGUCCAUCAUUACUUUAAGACAUGAAGGUCAAUACGUAAAAUGUCAAGAACUUUGAAAGUUUCUUCAAGUGCAGUUGCAAAAACCAUCAAGUGCUAUGAUGAAACUGGAUCUCAUGAGGACCGCCACAGGAAAGGAAGACCCAGAGUUACCUCUGCUGCAGAGGAUAAGUUCAUUAGAGUUACCAGCCUCAGAAAUUGCAGCCCAAAUAAAUGCUUCACAGAGUUCAAGUAACAGACACAUCUCAACAUCAACUGUUCAGAGGAGACUGUGUGAAUCAGGCCUUCAUGGUCGAAUUGCUGCAAAGAAACCACUACUAAAGGAUAAGAAAAAGAGACCUGCUUGGGCCAAGAAACACAAGUAAUGGACAUUAGACCAGUGGAAAUGUGUCCUUUGGUCUGGAGUCCAAAUUUCAGAUUUUUGGUUCCAACUGCUGUGUCUUUGUGAGACGCAGUGUGGGUGAACGGAUGAUCUCCGAACGUGUAUUUCCCACUGUAAAGCAUGCCGGAGGUGGUGUUAUGGUGUGGGGGUGCUUUGCUGGUGACACUGCCUGUGAUUUAUUUAGAAUUCAAGGCACACUUAACCAGCAUGGCUACCACAGCAUUCUGCAGCGAUACGCCAUACCAUCUGGUUUGGUCUUAGUGGGACUAUUGUUUGUUUUUCAACAGGACAAUGACCCAACACACCUCCAGGCUGUGUAAGGGCUAUUUUACGAAGACGGAGAGUGAUGGAGAGCUGCAUCAGAUGACCUGGCCUCCACAAUCCCCCGACCUCAACCCAAUUGAGAUGGUUUGGGAUGAGUCGGACGGCAGAGUGAAGGAAAAGCAGCCAACAAGUGCUCUUCAUAUGUGGGAACUCCUUCAAGACUGUUGGAAAAGCAUUCCAGGUGAAGCUGGUUGAGAGUGCCAAGAAUGUGCAAAGAUGUCAAGGCAAAGGGUGGCUAUUUUUUGUUUACUACAUGAUUCCAUAUGUGUUAUUUCAUAGUUUUGAUGUCUUCACUUUUAUUCUACAAUGUAAAAAGUAGUAAAAAUAAAGAAAAACCCUUGAAUGAGUAGGUGUCCAAACUUUUGACUGGUAGUGUAUAUAUGGCCACUCCUCCCCCUUUCUGUAAUCUGUCACAUCUAAAACAUUAUAAUAAUUUACUUCAAUGUCUUUAUCAGAUACAGAACCAUUUAACCAUGUUUCCGAGAGAACCGGAAUGUCAGGACGAGUCCUGUAACCAAAUGUCAAUUGUGUCAAUUUUUUGAAUCAUACUCCGCACAUUUAGGUGCGUUAUCCCAAGCCCCCUACAAUAUCUAAUGUCAGAGGGGGUAUUCAGCUCUUUAGGGCAUAAGGUGAGCUGAGACUUUGCCAAGGUCCCUGGCCAAUCCACGUGAGAGCAGAGUAGACUGAGCAUUUGACAGACCUCCCUCAAGUCGCUGGAUGCUGGGGUGGGAACUGGGAGAGCAGUGUUGGCAGAGCUCAGUCCACCCUGAUGAAGUACCUGCCAAAGGAGUGGAUCUGCUGCAGGGGAUCGGAGUUGCUGCCAAUGCUCCAUUCUGUGUAUGCACAGGAGGCCUUGAUGUGGCUCCUGUUGCAGGGUUGGGGCUGCCAUGGGGGGCAGGUGUGUCCCAGGCCUGUCCUGUGGAUGAGACUAGGGAGGGUAACCAAAACAAGCCUGGGGGGGAAUUGAGGAGGGUGGUGUGGAGGCUCCAAACUCUCAGCAUAUGAGGGCUGAUGAUGUGAAUGAUACAUGGUGUGGACUGCAUCAUAUGGUGCACUACCCUUGACAGUGUUUUUGCCAGACCCUAGGGUAGUGGUUGGUGCUUUGUAGAGCUAAGUUGAGGUGGGCCUGGUCUGGUAGAGCUGUGCUGUGAUGGGCAGGGUCUGGUAGAGCUGUGCUGUGAUGGGCCGGGUCUGGUUGAGCUGUGCUGUGAUGGGCAGGGUCUGGUAGAGCUGUGCUGUGAUGGGCCGGGUCUGGUUGAGCUGUGCUGUGAUGGGCAGGGUCUGGUAGAGCUGUGCUGUGAUGGGCCGGGUCUGGUUGAGCUGUGCUGUGAUGGGCCGGGUCUGGUAGAGCUGUGCUGUGAUGGGCCGGGUCUGGUUGAGCUGUGCUGUGAUGGGCAGGGUCUGGUAGAGCUGUGCUGUGAUGGGCCGGGUCUGGUUGAGCUGUGCUGAGGCGGGCCGGGUCUGGUAGAGCUGUGCUUUGAUGGGCAGGGUCUGGUAGAGCUGUGCUGAGGCGGGCCGGGUCUGGUAGAGCUGUGCUGUGAUGGGCAGGGUCUGGUAGAGCUGUGCUGAGGCGGGCCGGGUCUGGUAGAGCUGUGCUGUGAUGGGCCGGGUCUGGUAGAGCUGUGCUGUGAUGGGCAGGGUCUGGUAGAGCUGUGCUGUGAUGGGCAGGGUCUGGUAGAGCUGUGCUGUGAUGGGCAGGGUCUGGUAGAGCUGUGCUGUGAUGGGCAGGGUCUGGUAGAGCUGUGCUUUGAUGGGCCGGGUCUGGUAGAGCUGUGCUGAAGCAGGCCUGGUCUGGUAGCAUGGAAGGGAGGUUGUAGGGGGAAUUGAAGAGGGUGGUGUGGAGGGCAGUGUGGCCGGCGACGCUCCAAACUCUGCAUGGGGCCUCUUUGACUGAGUACGGCUUGGGCAUUGCUCAGUGUAUCUGCAUGCAAUUCCUGGGAGAGAGGUGUUGUGGGGGGCAGUGUUGCUGGCUGUUCUCUAGGUCUAAAGGAGCGUCUGAUUUGUCUCAGGGAGUUGGUGGCUGUUCUGUUGCUCCUGUGGGGUGAGGUGGACUGGCAACCCACAGCAACAUCCUUUAACGUCCUGGCGAAGGUGGGGACUGCCUCUUUGUACAGGUCUACAUUGUCGUAAAGACAGUCCAGGCUGAGGGGUGAGAUGGUGGGCCAGGUGUACGUUGGACCAUAGCACACAGUCCCUGAGAGAGGCUGGCAUUUACCCUCUGGAUGGUGGCAGGGUGGAAAUCUCUCCUCUGGAGCAGGGUAGAUAUUCGCAAAGGGGAAGAUGUUGGAGACCCUCUCUCCUGUUAGGCGCGCAGGUCAUUGGUCCCUGUGUGAAUGAUGAUAUGGCUUGGGGAGACAAGCUGGGCCACAGCUCUCUCUGUUGUGGGGCACCAUAACUUUGACACUUUUAUUUGGGAAAAGUUUAUUCUCUAAUAUAAACUUUCCAUUUGAGUCCAUCAAUAAUAUAAUGUCUGGUUUCUCGUCAGGUCUAUGGAGGAUGGCAGGAGUGAUGGGAGAAUUACAGGCCGUGAGAUUGAGGGGGUCUGCUGGGUUGGUGCAUUGGUUGGUGGGUUCUGAUUCAGCGGUUGGCCUGGUCCCGGGUUUUUGUGGGACUCUUUGUAGAGUGGAUGGUGGUGGCUGAGAAAUUCCUGCCUUAGCUCAUGUAGCUCCUUCUGCAGGUUGUGCAUGUGGCUGGUGUUGACUGAGCUGGACAAUUCCUCUCCAAGUCUGCACACGUCCAUCCUGAGAGCCUGGUUGUCCUCCUCAACAUUCUUCAUUGCACACUGCAACUCCCGGAUCUCAUCCCUAUGCUAAAGCACCAGGCUGAUAUCUAUAAUAUGCUGUGGUACUGCAGGUGUCACGUGUGAGAGAAGCAUGCUCAGGGUUGUGUCUGUUGCAGGCGAGGGAGGGAGAGGGACACUGGGGACUACAUACUAGGGCACAGAGGGAAGGGAGGCUGUUGUAGGUAGUGACAGUGGAGAGGUUUUAAGUUCAGCAACAAGGUUUUAUUUAGUCGAAGUAGUGGACAAAUUGAUCCAGACUGGCCUCCGAAACUUGAACCCUCACAGUGCCGUUAUAAUAAAUAUGAAUGUUACAUUUGGGGGAGGAGUCAAUGUACAGUUGUCUCAUUGUUCUGUUUUCGGACAUUUUAAAAGUUCAUUGUUGGUCUUGUGGAGAGCUGUGUGCCAGGCAUUAGGAUCAUCAGUGUGCCAUCAGUGAAAUAAAUUGUCAAGGCUUGACAGUGUUAUCCAAUGUCCUUUUAGCACGAGAAGCUGUGAAAAUGAGUUAUGACAGUAGUUCUACACUGCAUGACCUCUUGCAUGUUUUGUUACUUCCAGAUGGAGAAUUCCCCCGUGGCACUGUGGUUGGGAUUGACCUUCUGCGCAUAGCACCUCUAGAUGGAGCCCACUUCCUGUCCAAUCAUGACAUCACUGAUCCUGUCACACAUACCAAGCUGCUUGAACUUCUCCCUGGUGCCCAGGCUCAUGUCAUCAUGAGUGAUAUGGCACCCAAUGCCAGUGGUUUCAAGGAGAUGGACCAUGAAAAACUCAUCACAAUGUCAUUGUCAUUGAUUGAUUUGGCUGAGAAGGUGUUGCAGACUGGUGGCUCUCUGAUUUGUAAGUAUUGGGACGGGGCAUUGGCGCACCAGCUUCAGCAGAAGCUUUCAGCUGUGUUCCGUGAAGUCAGGACAGUCAAACCAAAAGCCAGCCGAAAGGAGUCGUCAGAGUUGUUUUUCCUUGCCAGGUCGUAUAGAGAAAUAAAAUAGUCUGAUUGUAUAUUUUCAUGUGUAUUGUAAGCUUUGUUGACCUGCAAAGAAAGGCUUUAGGUGCUAAAGCACUUGAGGAGCCCCUCUAUUUCUCCUUCCUGAAUGUACUUUUUGUAAAAAUCUAUAAUAUUCUAUGAUAUCUUUACCAACUCAUUAAAAUCUAUGGAUAUUCUACAAUGAUUUGCAUUAUUCAAC
Molecule: messenger RNA, 6558 nt
Organism: Coregonus sp. 'balchen'
Lineage: Eukaryota; Metazoa; Chordata; Actinopteri; Salmoniformes; Salmonidae
Source: the annotation of a GenBank genome assembly